AUGAACACAAUGAUGAAUAAUCCUGAAGUCUAAGAAUUUAUGUUUAGAAUUGCUGAUGAAGAAACUAAUUAAAUUUAGGAAGUAAGAAGCUUAAGUAUCAAUUAUAAAGCAUCAAGAAUAGGCAGGGAGUUUAUUAUAUAGAGAGAGGAGUAACUAUAAUAAAAACAAGCUGAAACUUAGAUGCUGACUUAAAACAUUGAUAUUUGCGAGGAUUAAUAGAUAUAAUUUUAUGAGAAUAAUAUUUACCCAUUAUAAUCGAAAGAAGAAUAAUCCUUAAUCCAAUCCCCUCCUUCAAAAAAAUAUAUCGAAAUAGCCUAGGAUGAGUUAUCAGAACUCAUUAAUAGAAGUAAAUACGAGUUUGAUUAAACAAGGAUUGAUCAAGCCUACCAAUAUGCAAAAUUGGCAUAAGAUAAAUUUAAAUCUGAUAUAAAUUAUCUACCUCAUGCUGAAUAUGUAGACUAAAUAAUUUUGCAAUAUAAUUAUAUGAUCGAAAAUGUGAAAGAAUUAGAUUCAGAUGGCUGGAUAUUUGAUGGUUUGAGUAAUGGAAUCUCUGUGAAGUACAAAUUCCCAGAAAACACAUCUACUGCCUCUAUGCUUAUGGAAACUAAGAUACCAGUAAACGCCAUAAGAGUGUUGGCUUUAGUAAACGAAAUGAAUUUAAAUUAUUUAUGGGUUCCCUUCUGCAAGAGAACUUAUGUUAAUAAAGUGCUGAAUAGAGCGUGUAAGGUUUGCACAUCAGAAAUGUAUUUCCCUCUGAUUCCAGAUAGAGAAUGUGUUUUUGUUGGAGAAGGUUAUGAUAGAUUAUAAGUUAAUGGAACAAUCACAUUAUUGUCAAGGUCAGUGGAUUAAGAUAAAGAAUUUUUAGAAAAGAAUGGAAUUUUUAUCCCAGAGAAAUCCAAAUUUGUGAGAAUGUAUAUCAAAUACUACAUUUUUGAAAUUACCCCUAUUGAUAAGGAUUCAUGUUCCAUUAGAGCUUGCACAAAUGUGAAUCCCAAAAUUUCCAUGGUUCCUAAUAGUGUUUUAGCUUAUGUUGGAAGAAAAUUUGCGCAUAUUUUGAUAUAAAAAAUAGUUAAUUUUGCCAAGACUUUUGAAAAGUCUCCCUUUUAUCCUUAUUAUUUAGAACACGUAGAAUUUUAUAAUUGGUUAGAAGAGAAGCUAAAACACCAUCUUGAAUAUUGA
Molecule: messenger RNA, 1179 nt
Organism: Paramecium tetraurelia
Lineage: Eukaryota; Ciliophora; Oligohymenophorea; Peniculida; Parameciidae
Exons: 4
Source: RefSeq, a predicted model, not a curated record